Messenger RNA from Pipistrellus nathusii (Nathusius's pipistrelle), 1449 nucleotides. The record is from the annotation of a GenBank genome assembly. NCBI's taxonomy places the organism in Eukaryota, Metazoa, Chordata, Mammalia, Chiroptera, Vespertilionidae.
AUGGAGGCCGGCGAGUUCCGGCGGCGUGGCCGCGAGAUGGUGGACUACAUCGCCGACUACCUCGAGGGCAUCGAGGCGCGCCAGGUGUACCCCGACGUGGAGCCCGGCUACCUGCGCCCCCUGAUCCCCGGCUGUGCCCCCCAGGAGCCAGAGGCCUAUGAGGACAUCAUGAGGGACGUGGAGCGGGUCAUCAUGCCAGGGGUGACCCACUGGCACAGCCCCCGCUUCUUCGCCUACUUCCCCACGGCCAGCUCCUACCCGGCCAUGCUCGCCGACAUGCUGUGCGGGGCCAUCGGCUGCAUCGGGUUCUCCUGGGCGGCGAGCCCGGCGUGCACAGAGCUGGAGACGGUGAUGCUGGACUGGCUGGGGAAGAUGCUGCAGCUGCCCGCCGCCUUCCUCGCCGAGAAGGGGGGCGCCGGCGGGGGUGUCAUCCAGGGGAGCGCCAGCGAGGCCACGCUGAUGGCGCUGCUGGCCGCGCGGAGCAGGGCCACCCGCCGCCUGCAGGCUGCCCGCCCGGGGCUCACCGAGGCCGCCGUCAUGGAGAAGCUGGUGGCCUACGCCUCCGACCAGGCCCACUGCUCCGUGGAGAGGGCCGCACUGAUCGGAGGAGUCACCUUCAGAGCCGUCCCCUCGGACGGCAAGUUCGCCAUGAGAGCGUCCGCCCUGCAGGAGGCGCUGCAGCGGGACAAGGCGGCCGGGCUGGUUCCUUUCUUCGUGGUGGCCACGCUGGGGACCACGCCCUGCUGCUCCUUCGACCGCCUCUCCGAAGUGGGCCCGGUCUGUAACCGGGAGGACCUGUGGCUGCACGUGGACGCGGCCUACGCAGGCAGCGCCUUCAUCUGCCCCGAGUUCCGGCCCCUCCUGGACGGCGUGGAGUGUGCGCACUCCUUCAACUUCAACCCCCACAAGUGGCUGCUGGUGAACUUCGACUGCUCAGCCAUGUGGGUGAGGAAGCGCGCGGACCUGACCGGAGCCUUCAAGCUGGACCCCCUGUACCUGCAGCACAACCACCAGGACUCGGGGCUCAUCACCGACUACCGGCACUGGCAGCUGCCGCUGGGGCGCAGGUUCCGCUCGCUGAAGAUGUGGUUUGUGUUCCGGAUGUACGGGGUCAGUGGGCUGCAGGCCCACAUCCGCAAGCACGUGCGGCUGGCCCACGAAUUCGAGGCCGCGGUGCAGCGAGACCCUCGCUUCGAAAUCUGCGCGGAAGUCACCCUGGGGCUGGUCUGCUUCCGGCUGAAGGGUCCCAACAAGCUGAACGAGGAGCUGCUGGACCACAUCAACGGCGCCCGGGAGAUCCACCUGGUGCCCUGCCGCCUGCGCGACCGCUUUGUGCUGCGCUUCGCCAUCUGCUCCCGCGCCGCCGAGUCCGCGCACGUGCAGCGGGCCUGGGCCCACAUCCAGGCGCUGGCCACGGCGCUGCUGGCCGCCCGGCCGGAGGCCAGGUGA